Molecule: messenger RNA, 2589 nt
Organism: Penicillium argentinense
Lineage: Eukaryota; Fungi; Ascomycota; Eurotiomycetes; Eurotiales; Aspergillaceae
Product: M28 family metallopeptidase
Exons: 2
Coding region: 1-2589 (862 amino acids)
Molecular function (GO): carboxypeptidase activity
Source: RefSeq, a predicted model, not a curated record
AUGGGCGACGAUAAGUUUGAAUACCAAUCCCUCCCCAUUCCCUCUUACGAGGAGGCCACCGCCCAACCAUCCUCCUCGCGAUCCGACCUCGGCGAAGGCAACGAUGCCGAACGAGAAGGCCUCCUCAAUCGCGAUGGCAACCGCUCCCAUUACCAACCCCCAACCGUCGAAUCCGUACGCAACAGUCUCGAUGAUCUCGCCUCCUCCAUUUCGGGCUCGGCCCGGGGCUCGCUGGAUGAACUGCGGAGGGAACUCGAUCAGAUGGAAGUCGAUGACUCGGCGCAGGGCAACUCUACAGGCUCGCGCUCUCAUCUUCGCCAUCGUUUCUCCAAGCGUCUCUCCAGUCUAACGCGAACGCUGUCCGCCAUCCAGCGACCCCUUCAACGAUACCUCCCAAGCCUGCCAAGCUUCCGCCGCCCAACCAUCGAUCUCAGCAAUGCACGAGAACGUUUGCGCGACCAGGGAUGCAUCAUGGUUCUACGGCUAUUCGCCCUGCUGCUGGUCGUCACGCUGGUCUACGUCUUCUUCAUCGGCGACAUCUUUAACCUCAACAGCCGCAUGGUCAUGGGCCAGUCGUACAGCGCAUCAUCUGUCGAGAACUUUAUUCAGGGACAUAUCAACGAGACCAACAUUGCCGAGAAUCUCCGACGGGUGACCGGGUUUGCUCACAUUGCCGGAACCAAGGGCAGCUUCGUCCUGUCAGAGUGGAUCGAGCAAGAGAUGCGCAGUGCCGGGUUCGAUCAGAUUCAACGGGAGGAGUUCCAAGUUUAUCUGAACUACCCGCGUGACGAUGGCCGCAAGGUGGCUAUCCUUGAUCCACCGCAACUGGCGUGGGAGGCGACUCUGGAAGAGAAUGAUUCGCGAACUCCAGUGUUUCAUGGCCACUCCAAGUCUGGAAAUGUUACUGGCCCCCUUGUAUAUGCCAAUUUUGGUGCCCGUGAAGACUUCCAACUGCUCGCCGACCGAGGCAUUUCUCUCAAUGGCUCCAUCGCGCUUGUUCGCUACUAUGGAACCGAAUCCGACCGCGCCCUGAAAAUCAAGGCCGCCGAGCUCGCUGGAGCGGCAGGCUGUAUAAUCUACUCCGAUCCAGCCCAGGACGGGUUUGUCAAUGGCCCGGCUUACCCGAAGGGACGCUACAUGCCGAUGGACGGAGUCCAACGCGGUGGCGUCAGCCUAAUGUCUCAGGUUGUCGGUGAUGUCCUCAGUCCCGGCUUUGCAUCGACCCCGGGAAAGAAGGACAGAGUGGCUCCAGAAGACAGCCCUGCGUUAGUGAAGAUUCCAAGUCUGCCCAUCUCCUGGCGCGAUGCACAGCGACUUCUUCAGUCCCUGGAAGGUCAUGGCUCGAAAGUCCCGAAAGAAUGGGUUGGCGGGGUACCUAAGAUUCAAGGGUGGUGGACCGGUGACCAGGGCUCACCGAUCGUUCAUCUGAUGAAUCUUCAGGAUGAGGAAGAACGUCAGCCUAUUUACAACGUUCUUGGCACAAUACUCGGAUUGGAGGAGCGCGAGAAAAAGAUUAUCGUCGGCAAUCACCGAGACUCGUGGUGCCUAGGAAGUGUCGACCCAGGUAGUGGUACUGCAGUGUUCAUGGAGCUUAUUCGCGCCUUUGGUGAACUGCUUAACUACGGCUGGCGGCCACUGCGAACCAUCGAGUUUGUCAGCUGGGAUGGUGAAGAAUAUAACCUCAUCGGUUCGACCGAGCAUGUGGAAAAUCAAGUUGAGGAGCUUCGCAGCAAUGCCUAUGCCUAUCUCAACGUUGAUGUGGGCGUGUCGGGCUCAAAUUUCCGUGUCGCAGGCUCGCCCGUCUUCGAGCACACCGUGCUGUCAAUCUUGAACCGUCUCUCCGAUCCCUUUGCCAACAAGACACUGAAGGACAUCUGGGAUGAGAAAGGCCAGAGAAUUGAUCCUCUUGGUGCCGGCAGCGAUUAUGUCGCUUUCCAAGAUAUUGCAGGCACGUCGAGCAUUGAUUUUGGAUUCGAGGGUCAACCUUACCCCUACCACAGCUGCUACGAAUCCUACGACUGGAUGGAAAAGUUUGGCGAUCCUGGGUUUGAGUAUCACAAACUUCUCGCUCAGUUCUGGGGGCUGCUUCUGCUCGACCUCUCAGAAAACCCCAUGCUACCCUUCGACAUGGAGGCUUAUGCCCGGUAUGUCACUGGUUGGGUCAACGACUUGGAUACGUUUGCCAAGUCCAAGAAGGCGGGCGUCGAUACGAAGAAAAUGCACGCUGCUGCAGAGGAGCUGGAGACCAAUGCUGCCAAAUUCCAAGAAUGGACCCAGGUAUGGCACGACAGUGUCUGGGGUUCAGGCGGUUAUGAGAGCAAUGUCAUGGCAAUCCAGCGAGUCAACCACAAUAUGCGGAUGGCUAGCUUUGACACUCAUUUAUUGGAUCUAGAUGAGGGCGGUGGCAUUCCUAAUCGCACUCAAUUCCGCCAUGUCAUCUUUGGCCCUGAGCUGUGGGCUGGCUACGAUGCUUCGAUUUUCCCCGCCAUUCGGGAUAGCAUUCAUACAGGUAAUUGGUCGCUCGCCCAAUAUUGGAUCGACCGGGUUGCAGACACCAUCCAUUUUGCCAGCAGCAAACUUCUGUAUUAA